CGGGAAUUAACGUACAACGAAUUAAUACUGGUGAACGGUGAUGAUGAUUACCAAUGAUUACAAGGUUACAACUUUUCCGAAUUCUUGUUGACACAAAUUUUGACAAACGGAUAAGCGUAACGGAUUUAUCUACGUUUCCCUAAAUGGCAGGAGAAGUUAUCGUUGAUGCGUUACCGUAUAUAGAUCAAGGUUAUGAUGAACCAGGAGUUAGAGAAGCGGCAUUGGCAAUGGUCGAAGAGGAAACACGCAGAUACAGACCGACUAAGAAUUAUUUAGAACAUUUACCAUCACUGAGCAUAAAUGCUUUCGAAACUGAUGUAAUGAAGCAUGAAUUUGAACGAAUGCAAAAUCGUUUACCUAUGGAAGUACUCAGCAUGAAACGUUACGAGUUACCUCCGCCACCUCCAGGCAAAAUGAACGAUCUCGCGGCAUGGAACGAAAGCGUAGAGAACAGUAGCGCGCAACUCGAGCAUCAAGCUACUCGAAUUUGUAAUCUGGAAUUAAUGAUGGAAUACGGAUGCGAAGCUUGGAAGUCUUACUUGGAAAUAUUAGUACAGUUAGUGAGUCAAGCGCAAAAACAGUUGCAGGCAUUAAGGAAAAAGAUUCAAGAGGUGAAUUGGCAAAGAAAGUCUAUGCAGACUCAAGGAGGAGAAAAAUUAAGAGCAUUGGAGGCACAGUGGGUUGGAUUGGUAUCAAAGAAUUAUGAAAUUGAGCAAGCAUGCGUUCAUUUAGAGGAAGAAAUACAAAAAUCGAUGAUGAAUAAGGGCGAAGCUGUGGAGAUCAAUGAUGUACCAGGAGAGGAAGAACCGGAUGUACCAGGGAAAAAUGCUACAGAGGUUAUGGCGACAGAAAUGAAUCAACAAGAACAAGAAAAUCGAGAAGUGUAAAAACCAUAUGACAACAUUACUGUAUAAAUUAAUAAAUGACUGUGUUUUAUA
Molecule: messenger RNA, 938 nt
Organism: Hylaeus volcanicus
Lineage: Eukaryota; Metazoa; Arthropoda; Insecta; Hymenoptera; Colletidae
Gene: BCAS2
Product: pre-mRNA-splicing factor SPF27
Exons: 3
Coding region: 144-887 (247 amino acids)
Biological process (GO): mRNA processing
Cellular component (GO): catalytic step 2 spliceosome; precatalytic spliceosome; Prp19 complex
Source: RefSeq, a predicted model, not a curated record